GAAGGAACAGAGAAGGAGAGUCCCAUCCGCACUUCUCCUUCGCCCGCAGUUGAAUUCUUUCGGGGACAUUCCCUCUCGAAGGUGGUCAUUAAAGGCUAAAAGCUCUUCCGUCACAGCUCUCCGCCUCUGUCAUCGGAGGAACAUUGCUUUGCUUAGUCCCUCGUCUUCUCUCUCUCUCUCUCUCUCUACCGUCGACUUUGUGAUUCUCUCGCUCAUACGCCCAACCCAAGAGAAGAAAAGAAGGAAACCUUCCUCGUUCUCUGUGAAGGGAGCAGAAAAAGCAACAAAACUCCAUUAAAGGGCUGUCCCUGUAGCUCCAUCCUUUAAGCUUUGGGAACCCAAAACCCCUCUCUCUGCUCUCUCUUCUUCUGCAAGUUUUUGGAGGGUCGUUUCAAAAACACGACCAGCUGUAGGUCUCAUCAAGAAAUAUUAAAGAAAAAAACAGAGAAAAGGUCUGAGCUUCUUUUUGCAACAGAAGAUGGUGCACCACCAGAGGUACCAUCAAUGGAGGAAAGGGGACGCCCACGCUUACGAGGAGGACGAGGAGUCGCAUGGCCUCGCCGCUCUCGGGUGUGGGAGCUCCGCCUGUUCCAAGAGGAAAAGGCCCAAGCUUUUCUACCUCCUCGUCAUCUCUCUCCUCUCUUGCAGCUUCGUGUUGGCUCCUCAGCUCCUGACUUCAUCCACUUUCUCUCUCUUGUACACAUUUGGACUGGAUAGUGAACAGCCCGCAGAUAUUGAUUUCAAUGCUCCUCUGUGUUCUUCGAUGCCUAGAGGCACCAUAUGUUGCGAUAGGAGCAGUAUCCGUUCCGAUGUUUGCCUCAUGAAAGGGGACAUAAGAACGGACGCGGUCUCGUCAUCGGUCUUUGUGUACACUCCAAGAAAUAUCAGCAUCUCGAGCAAAAAUGACGAAGAAGCAGAAAUACAACACGAGAAGAUAAAGCCUUACACCCGGAAGUGGGAAACUUCGGUGAUGGACACCAUCGAUGAGUUGAAACUCGUCGCGAAGAAGGAGGCUGCGGGCUUCGCCCAUAAGUGUGAUGUUUCUUACGAUGUGCCUGCUGUGUUCUUCUCGACCGGGGGAUACACCGGGAAUGUCUAUCACGAGUUCAACGAUGGGAUUCUGCCGCUUUAUAUCACUUCCCAGCAUCUCAAUAAGAAGGUUGUGUUUGUGAUUCUCGAGUACCACAACUGGUGGAUUAUGAAGUAUGGGGAUAUCCUGUCUCAUCUCACUGACUAUCCUCCGAUUGAUUAUAGCGGGGAUAAGAGGACCCAUUGCUUCUCUGUAGCCAUUGUUGGGCUCAGAAUCCACGAUGAGCUCACCAUAGACUCUUCUACGAUGAAGGGGAAUAAGAGCAUAGUUGACUUCAGGACUGUGCUGGACCGAGCUUACUGGCCGCGGAUCAGAGGUCUGAUACAGGACGAGGAGCGUGAGAUGAGGAUGAAAAUGAACGGCCCCUCUUUAUCUCCAUCAAUCGAGCCCCAACUACGUGACCAGUCUCAAAUGAAGAAACCGAAGCUGGUAAUCCUGUCAAGGAAUGGGUCAAGGGCAAUUCUGAAUGAGGAUGCGUUGGUUAAGUUGGCUGAGGAAAUCGGGUUCAAUGUAGAAGUUCUGAGGCCUAGACGUACGACUGAGCUUGCAAAGAUCUAUCGGGUGCUGAACUCGAGUGAUGUUAUGGUAGGGGUCCACGGAGCAGCCAUGACCCACUUCCUCUUUGUGAGGCCCGGUUGUUGGUUUAUUCAAGUUGUUCCCUUGGGCACUGACUGGGCUGCUGAAACUUACUAUGGUGAACCUGCAAGGAAGCUUGGGUUGAAGUACAUCGGAUACAAGAUUCUUCCCAGAGAGAGCACUCUGUACAGGGAAUACGAUAGAAAAGAUCCCGUGCUCAUGGACCCAGAAAGCGUGAAUCAGAAAGGAUGGGAAUUCACGAAGAAGAUCUAUCUUGACAGGCAAAAUGUAUACUUGGACCUCAGAAGGUUCAGACAGCGUCUAGUCCGUGCGUAUGACCAUUCCUUUAGAAUGAUUAACCGGAGAGCUAGUAUUCAAUCACAGUGACUUAUUACUAUCUGAUCAGGGCAGCAUUUGUAUCUGUGUACUGUUUACCUUCUUCGACUGCUCAAUGGCUCUCUAGUUUAGUAAGCACCAGACCAUACUUGAGAUCAAUAAGCUCUGUUUUGUUUAUUUAUUGUGAUCAAAAUGUAUAGUGCAUCAUCUAUGAAUUUCCUCUGUAAAGUUGUACUUUUCGAAAAAUUCAUAUUCUUUGA
Punica granatum (pomegranate) is the source of this 2262-nucleotide messenger RNA. Lineage: Eukaryota; Viridiplantae; Streptophyta; Magnoliopsida; Myrtales; Lythraceae. The record is from RefSeq and is a predicted model, not a curated record.